This is a messenger RNA of Neoarius graeffei (lesser salmon catfish), 2327 nucleotides long. It is a transcript of the gene lhfpl6, whose product is annotated as LHFPL tetraspan subfamily member 6. Lineage: Eukaryota; Metazoa; Chordata; Actinopteri; Siluriformes; Ariidae. The record is from RefSeq and is a predicted model, not a curated record. Gene Ontology annotation, cellular component: membrane. The coding region runs from base 344 to 946 and encodes 200 amino acids. The transcript is spliced from 4 exons.
GCACUUUGGUCGCGUGCACGUGCGCGGCGGCGGUGAUUGAAGUGGCUCGCGCUUUGUCGGGGAGGAAACUUCAAGCAGCGCGUGCAGCUUGGGGAGAUUCUUUUUUGUGCGCGCGCGUUAAAGUUUUUGAUGUUGUUUUUUGUUUUUCCCUAAAAAAAGAAAAAAGAAAACGAACAGCUUUUAUCUGAGAGGAUCUGAAACCGGGACAUGUCUGAGCUGGAGUGAUGGACACCAGACCUCCAGUUUUACUCACUUGAGAUCUAAAGGACUCCACACAGGAUGUGGAUCAGGAAAGUACGAGUGUAGAACCUUCACACACGUUUAUAUCAGCUCUGUGUGAGAGAUGGGCUCCAGUCUGACGUGUGUCGGUGUAGUGUGGGCUCUGAUCUCACUGCUGAGUGCCGCUGCCUGCUGUGUGGGAUUCUUCAUGCCUUACUGGCUCCUGGGCUCUCAGAUGGGGAAGCCAGUAUCGUUUGGGACGUUCCGGCGCUGCUCGUACCCAGUGCGAGAUGAGGUCCAUGGCAGCACAGUGAUGAUGGAGCAUUGUGGACGCUAUGCCUCGUUCCUGAGCAUACCCAGCCUUGAGUGGAGGAUCUGUACGGUGGUGACAGGAACCGGGUGUGGCCUGCUGCUGCUUGUGGCCCUCACGGCACUCAUGGGCUGCUGCGUGUCAGACGUUAUAUCACGCACCAUCGGGCGAGUGGCGGGAGGGAUCCAGUUUAUGGGAGGCUUGCUGAUUGGCUCUGGUUGCGCUCUGUAUCCUCUCGGAUGGAACAGUGAGGAGGUUCAGCAGACCUGCAGCAACACCUCGGACCAGUUUAACCUCGGUUCGUGUGAACUCGGCUGGGCGUUUUACUGCACGUGUGUCGGAGCUGCUGUCACUGUGCUGUUGUGUACGUGGAUGUCCUGCUUCGCUGGGAAAAAACAGAAACACUAUCCAUACUGAGACAGCACACGCACGCGCGCUCACACACACACACACACACACACACACACACACACACCUCCAACAUGAAAAGUGGAACCUUCAUGUUUUAUGCCUCUUGAAAAUCCCUGAAAGAGCAACUUUCUUGCAUGACUGACCUUUGACCUUCCACCUUCCAAGGUGUGUCUUUUGAAUUUUUCUUUUUUUUCAGAGUGGAAAAGACAAUCUGCUCUUUAUUUACAAAACCAGGUUUAAUUUUUUUGGUUAUUUAAAGUAUAACAGUUGUUUUGUUUGUCCUCAGUGUGUCACUAAAGUUAUUCAGGUUACUGAUUUUUUUUUUUUCAGUUUUUAUUAGCUAUUGAUGAUGAUGAUGAUGAUGAUGAUAAGAUUAAAAAAUGGUAACUCUGCACAUUUUAUUUUAUUACAACCCCAAUUCCAAAAAAGUUGGGACACAGUACAAAUUGUAAAUAAAAACGGAAUGCAAUAAUUUACAAAUCUCAAAAACUGAUAUUGUAUUCACAAUAGAACAUUGACAACAUAUCAAAUGUCGAAAGUGAGACAUUUUGAAAUUUCAUGCCAAAUAUUGGCUCAUUUGAAAUUUCAUGACAGCAACACAUCUCAAAAAAGUUGGGACAGGGGCAAUAAGAGGCUGGAAAAGUUAAAGGUACAAAAAAGGAACAGCUGGAGGACCAAAUUGCAACUCAUUAGGUCAAUUGCCAAUAGGUCAUUAACAUGACUGGGUAUAAAAAGAGCAUCUUGGAGUGGCAGCGGCUCUCAGAAGUAAAGAUGGGAAGAGGAUCACCAAUCCCCCUAAUUCUGCGCCGACAAAUAGUGGAGCAAUAUCAGAAAGGAGUUUGACAGUGUAAAAUUGCAAAGAGUUUGAACAUAUCAUCAUCUACAGUGCAUAAUAUCAUCAAAAGAUUCAGAGAAUCUGGAAGAAUCUCUGUGCGUAAGGGUCAAGGCCGGAAAACCAUACUGGGUGCCCGUGAUCUUCGGGCCCUUAGACGGCACUCCAUCACAUACAGGCAUGCUUCUGUAUUGGAAAUCACAAAAUGGGCUCAGGAAUAUUUCCAGAGAACAUUAUCUGUGAACACAAUUCACCGUGCCGUCCGCCAUUGCCAGCUAAAACUCUAUAGUUCAAAGAAGAAGCCGUAUCUAAACACGAUCCAGAAGCGCAGACGUCUUCUCUGGGCCAAGGCUCAUUUAAAAUGGACUGUGGCAAAGUGGAAAACUGUUCUGUGGUCAGACGAAUCAAAAUUUGAAGUUCUUUAUGGAAAUCAGGGACGCCGUGUCAUUCGGACUAAAGAGGAGAAGGACGACCCAAGUUGUUAUCAGCGCUCAGUUCAGAAGCCUGCAUCUCUGAUGGUAUGGGGUUGCAUUAGUGCGUGUGGCAUGGGCAGCU